AAAAAAAAAUGCCCUGCUGGAUUGCCAAUCAGUCACUCAGUGGAAUGACUGGCUCUGAAUAACUCAAUAUAUAGAUUGAAUCACUCCUUCAGUAACAGAUUAAUAUUGGCAAAAGUUCUACCAAACUGUCAAAAGGAUGCCCUAUAUGGAUCUCUAUAGGAUGUUCUUGACUGCAUUCAUAAGGUUCCUGUUGUCAUUCAAAUUCUGGACAACUGGCCAGGGUAUGACUUGAAUUUGUUCACAUACCCACAGCACUAUUAUGGAGACUUGGAAUACGUCCUCAUCCCUCAUGGCAUCAUUGUAGACAGAAUUGAACGGCUGGCUAAGGAUAUUAUGAAAGACAUAGGCUACUGUGACAUUAUGGUCCUGUGUGUGCUGAAAGGAGGCUACAAGUUCUGUGCCGACCUCGUAGAACACCUUAAGAGCAUCAGUCGAAAUUCCGAUAGAUUUGUCUCUAUGAAGGUGGAUUUCAUCAGGCUAAAAAGCUACAGGAACGACCAGUCCAUGGACGAGAUGCAGAUAAUUGGAGGCGAAGAUCUUUCAACACUGGCUGGAAAGAAUGUCCUCAUUGUUGAGGAUGUUGUUGGAACUGGGAGGACCAUGAAAGCGUUGCUCAGUAGCAUAGAGAAAUACAAGCCCAACAUGAUUAAGGUGGCCAGUUUGUUGGUGAAGAGAACACCUAGAAGUGAUGGCUUUAGACCUGACUAUGCUGGAUUUGAGAUUCCAAACUUAUUUGUUGUGGGUUAUGCCUUAGAUUACAAUGAAUACUUCAGAGAUCUGAAUCACAUAUGUGUGAUCAAUGAACACGGCAAAGAAAAGUAUCGAGUCUAAAGAAGUAAAUUUUCGCCAUCGAAUCGACAGAUAACAUUCCUACUUAACGACUACACUCAGGAAGCCAGCAUGUAAAGUUUGUCUCCCAGGCAUCUUCACUCAGCAGGAUUUAAAAGAACAAAAAAAUUUAAUGAGCAGGCUUUAUUUUCUGAGAUUAUAACGUAAAGAGUCCCAAAGGUUCUUCAGGAAAAGAAAGCAAUGCUUUUAUUUGCCUUGUUUCAAAUUAAACACUCCACCUUGUGACUCAUAAGUUCCAUCUACCUUCACACCCCUGAGAUAUACUUUCUUUUGUUUUGAUAAAGUCAUUAUGGGUGAUUACUAUACCCCCACCUACUAACUCAAAUAGUUUUCACUUAACUAUUUUUUUUAAAUACUCUACUUUACAAUCUUGAAACCUAGAAGCCUUUUAUGUGAACCUCUGAGCCCAUACGCUAGAAAUGCAACUAGAUUCCCAUACUAGUAAAGGAGGGAAAGGACAAUUUAAUAUAAAUUUCUGUUUGCGCACUUCUGACAGGCCGUUAUUAUCUGCUUUGACAAAGCCUCUCUGAACAGCCGCGUACAGUGAAUCUUAAUGAUGUUAUGAAAUAGGCCUUUGCCAGUGCUCUUGAUCGGAGCUUCCGGUACGUGAUAAGGGUAUGUCAUGUAUGCAUGGAUGUUCUCAACUGUGUUUAAUACUCUGAAUUUUAAUUAGAAAAAAUACAAUGGCAGAAAGCUCUGGUUUCUAAGGGGCAUCCUUUAACUCACGUGGGACAUGAGCAAAAUUGUGGGGCAGGGGAGAAGUGUUUUCAAUGCUCGAAACUAAGCACGUAUAAAUUUUUCCUGUGUUUCCAUCAGAGGGCAGGACAUUUUUCUGUAUUAUCCUAAACAUGAGCACAGAAGUUGAAUCAUUUCUUUAAAGUGGCCUUGUGAGACUUGAUCCCACAAUCCAAGGCACCGUAGAAGACUUGGAUACUUAAAGUUUUUUCUGAGUAACAUUUUUUUCUCCAUUUCCACUGUUUCAUGAGAUGUUUUCUAAUUUAUGGGGAUUUUAAUUGAAAAUAAACUUGAGUGCCAAUGGAGCCGGGUUUUUUUCCUCACUUCCUAAAAGGAGCAAAUGCAAAGUAAAUAACUAAGCAGACUUUGUUUGGUUCUGAACCAUAUGUGGUAUAUUGUUAUCAAGUUCCAGCUUCCUUUAAACUAAUAAAGAAUAAGAACACUUGUUACGUUUCA
Molecule: messenger RNA, 2040 nt
Organism: Phacochoerus africanus (Common warthog)
Lineage: Eukaryota; Metazoa; Chordata; Mammalia; Artiodactyla; Suidae
Gene: PRTFDC1
Product: phosphoribosyl transferase domain containing 1
Exons: 10
Coding region: 334-831 (165 amino acids)
Biological process (GO): purine ribonucleoside salvage
Molecular function (GO): hypoxanthine phosphoribosyltransferase activity
Source: RefSeq, a predicted model, not a curated record